AUGACGCUAGAGCCCCCAGCCCUCUGGCAGGCGAACACCAAACGAGAAUUCCAAAGUCAUUUCACUGCUGAGACGCUCCUCCGUGUCUGCCCGCUGAAUCUGAGAGCCGAGCAGCCCGGCGGGUCACCUGCUGGUGGAAAGGCAGAGCACAGUGACGGCUCAUCGGGGUUCACACCGACCACCGGAUUUCCUUUCGGAAUAUCUGGUUCCCGAGCCACCUCCCAGGGCGGGGAUGCGCAAGCCGUGGGGGGCUGUAUUUCCCACCGAGGACUUGCUGAAGGCAGGAGGACCCCCCCCCAGAGAAGCACCGAUGCGCAGCAGCACCGAGCAUGCGACCGCACCACCGCCAGCGGCCCCAGCGACCUCCCGGCACGGUGCGGUGGGGCAGCUGGUGUUGUGAAUCAGGCCGUUGCCACUCAGAGAACGGCUACUUCACAACACCAGGGUCACACCCCACCACAGGCACCGGCCGCCAGGACCCUGCGGCGGCUCAUCCGGGGGCUCGCCCAGGGCCUCUGGAAGCCCAGCUUGCACGCGGCUGUGGCUCUUCCUGUGCGCAGCGUGGACUCCACCGCAAUCAGGUGCCCGGGGCUGUUUGCCCCCCAGCACAAGUGUCCCCCUCCACUGUCGCAGCCAGAAUGCCCUCUUCAGGAUGCAUGCCUGCGUCAUGUGAAUCCCUCCACCCUGCCUGGAACUCCUUCAAGAGUUGGCCUCACUCUGACGACAGAGCCUGGCUUCCUGUGGGCCGGCGCCGCAGCCUGGAGGCCGGGCGCACCCAGCAGGCUGAAUUCUGCCUUUUCAGAACGCUCCUCUCACGCGGCCAUCGUGCAUCCAUUCCUGGGACUCUCCGCUGAGGUAUGGCUCCUUUUCCAAAAUGCGCGCGGCCUCACUGAGAACAGCCUCCCCGUCGUGCUGAACAUCCCAGACCCUCCACUGAAGCACACUGGAUGCCACCUGACUGUGCCACCAGAAAGAAACAAGAGGACACCUGGGUGGCUCAAUCUGUUAAGGGUCCGACUUCGGCUCAGGUCAUGAUCUCGCGGUCUGUGAGUUCGAGCCCCGCGUCGGGCUCUGCGCCGACAGCUUGGAGCCUGGAGCCUG
Molecule: messenger RNA, 1101 nt
Organism: Felis catus (domestic cat)
Lineage: Eukaryota; Metazoa; Chordata; Mammalia; Carnivora; Felidae
Exons: 7
Coding region: 1-1035 (344 amino acids)
Source: RefSeq, a predicted model, not a curated record